AUGGACACUGACAGAGACUACUUGCUUUCCCUAAGAGCGGUUCGAAUUCAUGCCAACAAAGUCUUUGAGGCUGCGAAGCGGGGAGAACUAAAGCAUUUCGACUAUGACGAGAGCCGCAUGAGCGAGGUUGCAGAUUACGUAUCAAAGGUUAUUGACCGUGACUUUGGUCCCGACAAGUACGACACAAUUCCACCUCAUGGUCGCUGGCAGCAUUUCGAUGUUGGAGGUGUUGCUCGUGUUGAUUCUCUGAUCAAACAGUGGUCCAGCGAAGCCGACAUCGACAAGACUGAGAUUACAAGACGACUAAUUGAUCUUUUCUUUGUAUCCGUUCUCCUGGAUGCCGGUGCUGGCGAUGUCUGGCGCUACAAGGAGUCUGAUUCUGGUCAAGAAGUCGUCCGCAGUGAGGGCAUCGCUGUAGCCUCGCUUCACAUGUUCCAGGCUGGCGCCUUCAGCUCAGACGAUUCAGCAAAGACUAGAGUGGACGGAAAGGGACUGGUUCAGUUGCAAGAAUCGGAUUUCAACACCCACUUUCAAGUAUCAGCUGACAACCUCAUGGUCGGCGUUCCAUCACGAGUUCAGCUUCUUCAAGCCGUCGGCUCGUCUCUACUAAAGCAGCCAGAUGUCUUUGGAGAGUCCGGACGACCUGGUAACCUGGUUGAUUAUCUCAUGACAAAGUCUUCUGACUCCAAGACACUAGGCUACGAACAGCUCUGGUCUUGCUUGCAAUCUCUUCUCAUCCCCUCUUGGCCAGGCAACAGAACUGUCUUCAAUGGACAACCGAUCGGAGAUGCAUGGCCUCUUGAAGUUCUCGCUAGCAUCGCGGACAAGGAGGGCAACAGUCAGGAGAAGAGCAAGAUUCAACCUUUCCACAAACUUACCCAGUGGCUGGCUUACUCACUGUCUGUUGUCUUUGAAAGGCAAUUGGGAUACACCUGGGAGAACAUGGAACUUGGGACUGGAUUGCCCGAGUACCGUAACGGUGGGCUGUAUGUCGAUCUUGGGGUCCUCAAGCUCAAAAAUGACGAUCUGCAAGUUGGAAAGGAAAACUCGGGCCAAGAUCUGCCCCAGUUUGAUGCUUCAUCGGAUGUUAUCGUUGAAUGGAGAGCUAUGACUGUGGCUUUGUUGGACGAAUUGCAUCAGAUGCUCCAGGACAAUUACAAGCCUCGUGGGGUAAACUUAAGCCUUCUUCAGAUGCUCGAAGCAGGAACCUGGAAGUCGGGACGAGAGUUGGCAGCUGAGUUGAGACCCGCCACCAAGUGCAGCCCGAUCCUGGUGAUUAGCGAUGGUACUCUUUAUUAA
Molecule: messenger RNA, 1299 nt
Organism: Fusarium pseudograminearum CS3096
Lineage: Eukaryota; Fungi; Ascomycota; Sordariomycetes; Hypocreales; Nectriaceae
Exons: 4
Coding region: 1-1299 (432 amino acids)
Source: RefSeq, a predicted model, not a curated record